This is a messenger RNA of Loxodonta africana (African savanna elephant), 10869 nucleotides long. RefSeq names its product NIMA related kinase 9 (gene NEK9). NCBI's taxonomy places the organism in Eukaryota, Metazoa, Chordata, Mammalia, Proboscidea, Elephantidae. The transcript has 22 exons. The record is from RefSeq and is a predicted model, not a curated record. Bases 145 to 3075 code for a protein of 976 amino acids. Gene Ontology annotation, biological process: protein phosphorylation. Gene Ontology annotation, cellular component: centrosome. Gene Ontology annotation, molecular function: protein kinase activity; protein kinase binding; ATP binding.
CGCCACCAUGGAGCCUCGCGGGCUUACGGGGCUGACUGAGACGCGGGCCGGCGUCUAAAGAGAGGGAGGCGCAGCGCAGGCAGCGCCGCCAGGGACCGGCAGGUCGGUCCCGCAGGCUGGUUCCGAAGGCCCGCGGACGCCGCCAUGUCGGUGCUGGGCGAAUACGAGCGACACUGCGAUUCCAUCAACUCGGACUUUGGGAGCGAGUCUGGAGGUGGCGGGGACUCGGGCCCGAGCCCCAGCGCCGGUCCAGGGCCGCGAGCUGGCGGCGGCACGGCGGAGCAGGAGGAGCUGCACUACAUCCCGAUCCGCGUCCUGGGCCGCGGCGCCUUCGGGGAGGCCACGCUCUACCGCCGCACCGAGGAUGAUUCACUGGUUGUGUGGAAGGAAGUGGAUUUGACACGAUUGUCUGAGAAGGAACGUCGUGAUGCCUUGAAUGAGAUUGUUAUUCUGGCGCUACUGCAGCACGACAACAUUAUUGCCUACUACAAUCACUUCAUGGACAAUACCACCCUGCUGAUUGAGCUAGAGUAUUGUAAUGGAGGGAACCUGUAUGACAAAAUCCUUCGUCAGAAGGACAAGUUGUUUGAAGAAGAGAUGGUGGUGUGGUACCUAUUUCAGAUUGUUUCAGCAGUGAGCUGUAUUCAUAAAGCUGGAAUCCUUCAUAGAGAUAUAAAGACAUUAAAUAUUUUUCUGACCAAGGCAAACCUGAUAAAACUUGGAGAUUAUGGCCUAGCAAAGAAGCUUAAUUCUGAGUAUUCCAUGGCUGAGACACUUGUAGGAACUCCAUAUUAUAUGUCUCCAGAGCUCUGCCAAGGAGUAAAAUAUAAUUUCAAAUCUGAUAUCUGGGCAGUAGGCUGUGUCAUUUUUGAACUGCUUACCCUGAAGAGGACAUUUGAUGCUACAAAUCCGCUCAACCUGUGUGUGAAGAUUGUGCAAGGAAUCCGGGCCAUGGAAGUUGAUUCUAGCCAGUAUUCUUUGGAACUGAUCCAAAUGGUCCAUGCGUGCCUUGACCAGGAUCCUGAGCAGAGACCCACCGCAGAUGAACUUCUAGAUCGCCCCCUUCUCAGGAAACGCAGGAGGGAGAUGGAAGAAAGAGUCACACUACUUAAUGCACCGACAAAGAGACCAAGGUCAAGCACUGUGACCGAAGCACCCAUUGCUGUGGUAACAUCGAGAACCAGUGAAGUCUAUGUUUGGGGAGGUGGAAAAUCCACUCCCCAGAAACUGGAUGUCAUCAAGAGUGGCUGUAGUGCCCGGCAGGUGUGUGCAGGAAAUACUCACUUUGCUGUGGUCACAGUGGAGAAGGAACUAUACACCUGGGUGAACAUGCAAGGGGGUACUAAACUCCAUGGUCAGCUGGGCCAUGGAGACAAAGCCUCCUAUCGACAGCCAAAGCAUGUGGAAAAGUUGCAAGGCAAAGCUAUCCAUCAGGUGUCCUGUGGUGAUGAUUUCACGGUCUGUGUGACAGAUGAGGGUCAGCUCUAUGCCUUUGGAUCAGAUUAUUAUGGCUGCAUGGGGGUGGACAAGGUUGCUGGCCCUGAAGUGCUAGAACCCAUGCAGCUAAACUUCUUCCUCAGCAAUCCAGUGGAGCAGGUCUCCUGUGGAGAUAAUCACGUGGUGGUUUUGACACGAAACAAGGACGUCUAUUCUUGGGGCUGUGGAGAGUAUGGACGGCUGGGUUUGGAUUCAGAAGAGGAUUAUUACACACCACAAAAGGUGGAUGUUCCCAAGGCCUUGAUUAUUGUCUCAGUUCAGUGUGGCUGUGAUGGGACAUUUCUGCUGACCCAGUCAGGCAAAGUGCUGGCCUGUGGACUCAAUGAGUUCAACAAACUGGGCCUGAAUCAGUGCAUGUCUGGAAUCAUCAACCAUGAAGCGUACCAUGAAGUUCCCUACACAACUUCCUUUACCUUGGCCAAACAGUUGUCCUUUUAUAAGAUCAGAACCAUUGCCCCAGGCAAGACUCACACAGCUGCUAUUGAUGAGCGAGGCCGGCUGCUGACCUUUGGCUGCAACAAGUGUGGGCAGCUGGGUGUUGGGAAUUAUAAGAAGCGUCUAGGAAUCAACCUGUUGGGGGGACCCUUAGGUGGGAAGCAAGUGAUCAGGGUCUCCUGCGGUGAUGAGUUUACCAUUGCUGCCACUGAUGAUAAUCACAUUUUUGCCUGGGGCAAUGGUGGUAAUGGCCGCCUGGCAAUGACCCCCACUGAGAGACCUCAUGGCUCUGAUAUUUGUACCUCCUGGCCUCGGCCUAUUUUUGGAUCUCUGCAUCACGUCCCAGACCUGUCUUGCCGUGGCUGGCAUACUAUUCUCAUUGUUGAGAAAGUAUUGAAUUCUAAGACCAUCCGUUCCAAUAGCAGUGGCCUAUCCAUCGGAACUGUGGUUCAAAGCUCCAGCCCAGGAAGUGGCGGCAGCGGUGGCGGUGAAGAGGAGGACAGUCGGCAGGAAUCUGAGACUCCUGAUCCAAGUAGAGGCUUCCGAGGAACGAUGGAAGCAGACCGAGGAAUGGAAGGUUUAAUCAGUCCCACUGAGGCCGUGGGGGUCAGUAGUGGGGCCAGCAGUUCCUGUCCUGGCUGGCUUCGAAAGGAGCUGGAAAACGCAGAAUUCAUCCCCAUGCCUGACAGCCCCUCUCCCCUGAGUGCAGCUUUUUCAGAAUCUGAGAAAGAUACCCUGCCCUAUGAAGAGCUGCAAGGACUCAAAGUGGCCUCUGAAGCUCCUUCAGAACACAAGCCUCCAGGAGUUGCCUGGCCUCCUCGGCUGACUUCUGCAGUAAUUUGUGCUGGGAAGGGAACACCGCCAACGCCCCCUACCUGUGCGUGUAGCACUCUGCAGGUGGAAGUUGAGAGGCUGCAGGGUUUAGUGUUAAAGUGUCUGGCUGAACAACAGAAGCUACAGCAAGAAAAUCUCCAGAUUUUUACCCAACUCCAGAACAAGAAAUUGGAAGGAGGGCAGAAGGUGAGGAUGCAUUCCAAAGGAACUCAGACAGCAAAGGAAGAAAUGGAAGUAGAUCCAAAGCCUGACUUAGAUUCGGAUUCCUGGUGCCUCCUGGGAACAGACUCCUGUCGAUCCAGCCUCUAGUCUCCUGAGCCUAUAUAGCCCCAGGAAACUGGGGUCCAAAGAACUUCACAGCACACUUACCGAAUGCAAAGAGCAGCUUUCCUGGCUUCGUUCACUUGCAGACAAGGAGCACAAGGCGGAGGCUCUGAAGCACUUUCCAUUGUACAUAUGGAGAGUGGCAUUGCCUUUUAGAUAGGAUCUAGGAGUGAUUUUAUUGUUUUGGAGAAUGGAAGGGCCCCAUGGCCCUGGCUUUGUCCUCAGUGACUGCCAUAGCAAUAGCAGCUCGGUACCUCAUCUGGUGAUCCCACCUUUGAAGAGGAGACACAGUGCUCACCUUAAUUGCGCUGGUAGCAGCUUGUAUCCCAUUUAUCAUUUGCACCAUUAAUUGGAAGCUGCCUUGGGAGUUCAACACCAGGCAUUGCACCUCUGAGUGGGGGAGGGACAAGUGUAAAGCUGGAGUGGGCUGGAACCAGAUGUGGCCCAUCCAGGGUCAUCUGGACAGUGUUGAAGUGUUCUGAGCCCUCUCAGGAACUCUGAGCCCAGGAAAAUAUGUCUGGUGGAGCCAACCUAGGGCUUGUUUUCAGAAAGUUCAGUUACUUCGUGCAGCUAAAUGCUUUAGGAGGAGAAGUGUGCUUAGAUUGCUUUUCCUCUGAGGAUUGAUUGAAAUUUUGUCAGUGAGAAGUAGAGAAGGAUGGGCAGGGCCCUCCUCAUCACACAGCUGGAGUUUCAGGCUGUGGCUGAUGCAGUAUGGGAUUUCCUAGCUUUGGAAGAUACCACUAAGAGAUGAGGUGAAGAAUUGAGUCAGUGGGGCAGUAGGAAUGGCCCUAAGAGAAAAUCACGAGGGAGAGAAGGUCCUCCUUUAGCUGCCUCUGCUUGUACCUUAGAGACGCCUAGAGUGACUCAGAAGGUUUGUGCCUCUCCCUCCAUGGCUCUUAGGGUUCUAGACAUCAGCAGCCCCAACCACUCCCUUUUUGUUUGUCUAGUCAGUAUUUUUCCCUUUUGGUGUUUUAUGAAGCCAUAUCAUUGUAACCGGUGAAUCUGUAUCAUCUUUCCUACUUGAGUGGCCCAAAGCAAGUACUAAACUCUGGGAGUCCCUGGAGCCUACCAGGACACACAGAACCUGCCGAGUGAAAGGACUUUGGCUGAGAGCUUACUUCUCAUCCUGUACUCACUGUGUCCCUGAAGACAGGAACAGACAUGCCCAACGAGAGAAAUAGUAUCCAAAAAGAACAAAACUUCACAUAUAAGAUUCUGAGCAAGCAUUUGACGGUUUCCCUAAGGAUGUGAGCUUUACGUUUCUACCUGGCCUUGUGAAACACUCCUUUAGUAAUAUGGAUAACGGGAUGCUUUGAUGAGUCUCACAUCCUACUUCCCUGCAAACAGCUAAAUUUUUAUUUUCCUCAAACCAAAAAAUGAAUGCUUGGUAUCUGUUUAGGGCUGGGGGAGGACCUGUGCAAUGGAAACUUUGCCAUUUCCCUAAAACCAUUGGUGUAAAGGCUGCUGCUCGGGGGAAAACCCCAUUCUGGGGAUGGGCAACUCUGUUCAGGGGGAUCUUGUUUGGUAUCAUGUACCCAUUGUUUUCUCAAUUCUGGGAAGCCUUGUACAACAGUACUAAUGUAAUCAUUGAAGCCUGUUAUUGGAAUAAGGGAAGGGGCCAUCCCUGGAUUAAGGUUACAGAUUCUGGGGACUUGGGAUUUGCUAUAAGCCCUUGCAGUGGGUUUUGGUUCAUCAUGUAAAUGCAACUUUGAUUUUUUUUAAGGACUGACUGGCCUUUCAUGUUCCUGUAUCCCUCACCAUCUCAGCAGGCCUGAGAGGCAGGGUCAGUUUGGGUGUUAAUCAUAGUAUUGCUUCUGCCAUGGGACUGAGGGACACAGGCAUGUUGCUAAGACUGUGAGAUGAAAGUGACAGUGAAGGGCCCAGAGCCCUGCCCUAGCAGAGGAACACCACGGUGGUUUGCUUUAGCAUGUUCCUAUAGGAAGUCUAGGUUUGCUAUUAAUCUGGCUGAGAAUUUAAGUUCUGUGCCUUAGAGACAAUUUGCACUUUCCCAAAUUGUGCCUGGGAUGACCAUAUGAUUUUUCCCACCAAAUAGCUAUGCAAACAGAAACCAGGUCAGAGGUGGCAGGUAUCCGUACAUUGGAUGAAGAAUGAAAGGUGAGGCAGCGGAAGUGCCUUUGAAUGAUUUUCUGCUGCUAAAUUCCCCUUUAAACUUUGUCCCAUGUUUCUUCUUUAUGCAGUGCUAGGUGUUUUAAGUCUUCCAGUAGUAUUGCUUUUGAGUUAUAUAAUAUAUCCUAAGUUACUCCUCUGCUCUGACAUUGUUGCUGAAGAACUAGCUUAUUGUUAGCCAAAUGUUUGAAAGGUUGAGGGUGGAGUGGUUUGGCGUUUCUGUUCUAAAUAAACAUUUAAACUCUCAACCAGUGCUAUGCCUCGGUAAGCCUGCGCGUUGACCUUAGUCACUGGGCAUAAAACAUCCAGAUCCUAGGCCUUCGUGAAUCUUUGAUUCAGUGAUUUUUUUUGUAUAAAUAAAUAAAUGUUCUUGUAACAGAAACAGGCAAGAACACUUGCACAGAAAUAAUUUUUGUGUCUUUCCCAUUUAUUCUUGCCAGCAGGGUCAUUUCUACUACUAAAUUUUUUCUCCAAACUUCUAAAAAAUAGUGUUGAAAGUAUAUAGGGAAAAAAGUAUAAACCACUAAAAGAGAAAGGAUCAUUUCUUGCACUUCUCAGCUUCAGUGGGCUUUCCCAAGUGAUGAUGCCAGUUUAUGUUUAUAUAACUGGUUUCCUUCAAAGAGGCUGAACUGUAUUUAUCUUCCUGGCAUAACACAGGAAACCCUGGUGGUGUAGUGGAAAUAAUCAUGAACAUUAGGGAGAAUGUCACGUCUCUGCUACCUCCUGUGUAGUUGUGAAGAGUAAGAAAUUGAUGACUGAAAGCAAAUGUGGGCUAAAAGGUGCUGCCAUUAAAUACAAAACCCCACUGCCGUUAAAGAACAGCAUGUCAGCACAUCUGCAUACACUGAGAUGAGUUUCCAGGUGAGUUUCACCGUGUUUUCCCCAUUGCCUAACCUUUUGGGCUUUAAAAUUUAUGUUUUCUUGCUCAAAACAUUCUUGGACAUGUAUGAAAUAUGGCUACUAUCUGCUGUCAUUCUCUGUGCUAUUCAGGAAAAGACUCAGAUAGGAAAAGGGCCGCUUACCUCUUCCCAAAGACCUGAUCAAGCUAAAUUUGAAAGACAAAGAUAUUUCCAAUAUAAUCAGGGCCUAAACAUUUUUUUAAACAUUUAGAGGAAACCCUGAUGACGUAGUCGUUAAGUGCUACGGCUGCUAACCAAAGGGUCAGCAGUUUGAAUCCACCAAGCACUCCUUGGAAACUAUGGGGCAGUUCUGCUCUGUCCUAUAGGGUCACGUGAGAUGGAAUCAAUGGCAGUGGUGGGCUUGGUUUGAUUUGGUUGGAAACAUUUAGAGAUCAAAGGGAACACUAAGGCAUUGAAUUUAUUUCUCUAGCAACAGACCAAUGAAUAACUGCUUAUAUCUAUAGAAAGCACUCCCCACCCGUUUUUUUAUUCUCCCUGGAGAGCCCUGAUGAUACCAUCCAGGGAUCCCAAAUCCAGGUGUCUGAGGGGCAGGCAGAUGAGUGAGUGUUGUGGGCCAGGGGGGCUACGGCAAUCCGGAGCUCCUGUCCUAUUUGAAGGAGCAGCUGAUUCUGAACUGCACCCAGCUGAUGCUAUGCAGGGUGGUUGGCCCAGUGUUUCCAGAGCUCCCAGUUUUUCAAGAGAUGCUCCAUGUCCCAAUUUGUAAAAGUCAGAUCCUAUUUUUAAUGCCAUGCCAGCCAAGUAAAACACAUCUGUGAAGCAAAGCAAGGAGUCCUGGUGCCACAGUGGUUAAAGCACUCAGCUGUGAACCAAAAGGUCAGCAGUUGGAACCCACCAGCUGCUCCUUGGGAGGAAGAUGUGGCAGUCUGCUUCCAUAAAGAUUUACAACCUCGGAAACCCUAUGGGGCAGUUCUACUCUGUCCUAUAGGGUUGCUACAAAUCGGGAAUCGACUCAAUGGCAUGGUUUGGUUUUGUUUUUUGGUGGGGCAAAGCAGUCCACUUUGUUACCUUGGCUCAUUCUUGCCAUCUAUUGCUUUUGCCAUCAAGUGUGAAAGAAAGGGUGUGCUUCACUGAACGUGCCCAGAGAAUGUCCAUAUUGGACUAAAUAUCCAGUGUGUCUGUGUAGAGGCACCAGAGGUUUCUUUAAGGGGCCACCCAAAGGGCCCGUACGUGACACCUCUAUCCCCCUGGAACAAAAAGAGCACAAAGCAAUUCAGUAGAUGCUGUUCUUCAUAUACAUAUAUCCUUGCCCACCGCCCCCCCCACCCCGCCUGCUUGCCCCAGCUUUGCUGCUAAAUCUUUUAAGUCAGAUUUCCAGUCAGUCUCAUCUGUUAGCCAGAUACUCAGCAAAGGGAAGUAGAAUAAGAGCAGCAAGCCAUUUUGUUGAUGGGUAAAGUAUGAUUUAGUUGUCUGUGAUUGCUUUGCCCAGCUGGCGUUGAGUGGUUUUUCUCCAGGGUUUUAAAUAAACAACUUGAGUGAUGCUCCCAGGAUAAAAAUCCUACCAGGAUUCGUAUCUGUUGUGCUAGCACCACUCCUGUCUGAUACUACCCCCUCAGACGUUAGCUGGUCAGCGCUCCCAUUCUGCAAGUCUAGGACUUACACAUCUUACUUAAUUUUAAAUCCCCAAAACCCACUUACCGAGGACCUAAUUAUAGAGGCUGCGUGCACUAGGCACUAUUCUACACAGAGAACAUUAAAAAGAUCUGGUCCUUUCCCUUCAAAGUUUACUCUCUACCGUGGUUAACUGGCAGAGACAUGUGCACUGUGCAAUGUCCAGCUUGCUCUGAUGAUGGAUUUUGCUGCCACAUUUAAAAAUCCAUUCAGCCAACCUGAUUUGAAAGCAGUGCUAGCAAUAGCUGAAACUGAGAAUUUCUUUUUUUGUUUUUUUUAACAUAUGAAACCCAUUAGAAAAGAACCACCACAGAGAGUAUUGUGUGCUUUCCCCCUAUCUCUUCCCCAUAAAGUACAUAAAGAUGAGGUUUCCUGUAUUACAUAGUGUACCAUAGGGAAGGUUUAGGAUAUGCUGGUGCCAUAACCUUACAUAGUUUCAUUGGCUUUUGGCCAGGACCAUGCACCAGGGAAGUUGAGAAUAGACUUCCAUUAAUAAUGCCUUCUGUAAGAUCUUACUUCUUUUAUAAGAGAUGCCAUCUGAGUGCCUGAUCCUCUGACACCAACUUAUCCUAAUAAGCCAUCCUGCAGGAGCAAAAAGAGUUCAUCAGAGCCACAGGCAUACAUGCAGAGGCAGAGGCAAGAAGGCACAACCAAAUGCAGGCACUUCGCUAGCACAAACCACAGGCCAGACUUGGGAGAAAAAAGCUUUAAUGUAGGUUGCUUGCUACUCAAGUGUCUUCCAUCAUCAGUCAUUGGGGAAAUAACACAAGGCAAACCAGCCUGAGGUGGUAAUUUAGUGGGAAGCUAGGGCUUCCUUCGUUCUCCUGUGGCUUAAAAAUGAUCUCUCUCCACUGAUUUCAGCUCUGCAGGCAGAUCUGGGAGAUGGAAAAGUUUUGUUUCUGCUUUGCAUCAAAUUACUUUCCUCCUAUUUACUGCUGAAGAGAAGCAGAGCCUUCUGCACUAUCCAAGGAGGUUUCCACUGUUGUCUGCUCAACUGUAAUGCUUCCUUGGAGGGGGAGGGCGGUUCUUGAUGGUCUUACAUUUGGGGAUGUGUCGCUCAGCCACUUGGGGCGCAAAGUGGCGGCUACAGUGAGGACACUGAAUAUAGUCUGGAUUUUCUGCAGGCAAGAUGGGGGGCAAGUCUGAGGGGUUUCCACCUUUGGCAAUUACCUGCUGGACCUCUCGAGCCUGACGGAGGGUACGGAUAAAAGACUCGUGCUUCUGUCUCCAGUUGCUCUUCCGAGGAGGUUCUGCCUAUAACAUAGAAGACAGAUCUUGAGUCUCUGUUAGACUGACAGGAAAUAAAGCAUUUAACCCACAAGUUCAAAGAGAAAAAGAAAAGAAGCAACAGUCAUAACUGACCGGCCAGAGUGAAGGCACUUAAACUUAGGGCCUGCAGAAGGGGUUACCACUGAAAAGUGAGCCAUUUUCCCCAGCAGAACCCUGAGAGGUUCAGUGUUGGAGUACCAGGUAGUGGAGAAGGAGGGAAGUGCAGGGCUGAAAACAAGCUCCUCUCCCAUCUUGCACACCCAAGUGUCAAACACCCCCAGCACCCUCACAGAGGUUUAUUCUUUGGAGAAAUUGAACCUGACAGGUUUCAGACUCAAGAAAUCUAGACACAGUGGAGAACGGGAUUAAUCUUGGGGCUGAAAAUGAGGAUUAAGUGAAAGUCCAAUUGUGGGACUCUGCCACCUUCCCCACCCAGCUCCCAGAGUACCAUGCACAUCAGUACCCUCUUAGGAGAUUGAAGGUUUCCUCUCUGGGUGCACUGCGCUGUCCAGAGAAAAGCCUUUGGACACUGACUCUAGUGGACCCCAGUUAAAAGGCUCACUAUUUGAUAAACCUAAUACAAAGGCCGCUAGCCAACAAGCCCCACCUAAGCUUAAAUAUGAAUGGAUAACCAAGGUGCAGUGGUAAAGAGCUCAGCUGUUAACCAAAAGGUUGGCAGUUUGAUUUCACCAGCCACUCCUUGGAAGCCCUAUGGGGCAGUUCUACUCUGUCCUAUAGGGUUGCUAUGGGUUGGAACUGACUCAACGGCAAAAGGUUUUAAGCCAAGGAUCAUCAGGUAUUUAAAGAAAGCUCUAACAAGAAAGAGACCAAAAGAAGGGCAAACAAACAGAACAGAAGCUCAGGAAACAACCAAGGCAGGUAGUAGAAUACAUUAAAAAAAAAUUUUUUUUUUUGCAAAAAUCAUAUAAACUAAGGAGUAUAAGAGAUUGUGUCCAUAAAACAAGAGUGUACUAUAAAAAAGAACCAGAGAAAACUAUUAUAAGUUCAAAAUUUCAUAACUAGAAAUAAAAACUAAAUAGAAAUGUUGUAAAAUGAUGCCAAGAAAAUUUCUCAGUGAUAAAAGAUUGAGAAAGAAAGUAGAAAAGAUUAAAGACUUAGAAAAUCAACCAGAAAGUCCAACAUCUGACCAAUAGGAGUUUAAAAAAAAAAAAAAAAAAGCAUAAGAUUAUUAAAUAAUACAAUUAAAAUUUCUAGAAUUCAAAGUCACAAGUCAUGAAAUUGAGACUACCUACAAAGUAUCCAAAACAAUCACUGUAAAAUUUCAGAAUAAAGAGAGGAUCCUAUUAGCUUCCAGAAAAUAAAUCAUAAUGGGUUUCAUAUAAUGAAACAGGAAUCAAAAUGUCACCAGAUUUCUCAACAGCAACAGUGAAUGCUAAAAGCUAGUGGGAAAAUGCCUAACAGAAAGUCAUUUUCCAUUUAGAAUUCUAUACCCAGUCAAAUCAUCAAUCAAAUGUGAGGCUAUUAGAUAAGUAUUUUCAUUAAUGUAAAGACAAAACAUAUACCUCCCCUGUACCUUUCUUAGUAAACUUCAGCAAAACAAGAAGUCAAGAAAAAGGAAGACAGAGGAUCAUGGAAAGAGGGGACCCAACACAUAAGAGAAGCAAAGAGAAGUCCCCGGACAAUAGGUCAGUAACCAGGCCUAGAGUAUAACCAGCCUGGACUGGAGCAGGAGGAAAAGAGUGGUGGGAAGGAGGUUUCCAGGAUAAAAAAAAUUAAACAGACACAUUAUGGGAGUUUUUGAGCAUUAAAAAUAUAUAUAUAUUAACAGGUAUUUGACAUCAGGUAGGUCAUUUAGGGAAAGAAAAAAAAAAUUAGCUAUGUUUUUUUUUUUUUU